Messenger RNA from Marasmius oreades (fairy-ring Marasmius), 966 nucleotides. RefSeq lists its product as uncharacterized. Gene Ontology annotation, cellular component: mitochondrial large ribosomal subunit; ribosome. NCBI's taxonomy places the organism in Eukaryota, Fungi, Basidiomycota, Agaricomycetes, Agaricales, Marasmiaceae. The coding region runs from base 1 to 966 and encodes 321 amino acids. Gene Ontology annotation, biological process: translation. The transcript is spliced from 5 exons. The record is from RefSeq and is a predicted model, not a curated record. Gene Ontology annotation, molecular function: structural constituent of ribosome.
AUGCUCAGGCUAUGGGCGUUCUCCCAAAAGCCAUCACCGCACAUCAGCCUAUCCGUCUCUAGAAGGAUUCAUUCAACUGCAGUUUCAAAAGCCGCUCCUGUUCCAACCCCCAAUUCAACGGACUUUGCUGCCCCUCAAAAAUGGCAUCCUCAUUCAAUACGAACUGGUGUUAUUGCACGGAAACGGGGAAUGACUUCGGUGUGGAAUGAUCAGGGCGUAAGGAUACCGGUCACUGUGCUGCAGCUGGAAAGCUGUCAAGUUACAGCAAACAUUGUCACGGUUCGCAAAGACCAAUCAGAAUAUCACGCAGUCCAAGUGGCAGCCUCUGACAAACCGGCCAAGUCCACAACGCGCCAGAUGAAGGGGCAUUUCAGGACAGCUCAAGUACCCCCCAAACGAAUUGUCCGAGAAUUCCCUGUCACUCCCGACGCCCAUGUUCCUGUCGGGACUACUCUGUCUGCAAUACACUUCGUUCCCGGUCAAUUCGUGGACGUUGCCGCGAAAUCGAUAGGAAAAGGGUUUGCGGGAGGCAUGAAGCGAUGGGGUUUCAAGGGGUUGAGGGCUAGUCAUGGUGUUUCGGUUUCACAUCGAAAAAUCGGUGCUACAGGUGCCCAUCAAGAUCCAGGAAGAGUAUGGCCCGGUAAGAAAAUGCCAGGUCGAUUAGGUGGAGAGCGAAUAACGACACAGAACCUCGCCGUUAUACGGGUGGAUUCAAGUCUGAACUUGAUAUACGUGAAAGGUGCUGUCCCAGGUGUUGACGAUGCCCAUGUAUUGGUGAAGGAUGCGAAGAAAAAAUUGGUUGCGUUGGGCCAGCAUAAUCAAACCAAAGGUCUAUACGAGAAGGUGCUACCGAAGGGAGUUGACGACUUGCCCUUUCCUGCUGGAACAUCCGAGAUGGCCAAGGCGCUACCUUCAAUCAUAGAAGCGCCAUCUUACAGGAAGAGCCCGUUCAUUGCUCAGGAAUAG